UGCCCCUCAAGAGUAGUAAAAGAUGUUUAGAAGACGAAGAAUUUGGUUAACAGUGUGUAAACAAACCAAUCAUUCAAAUUUUGCGUGUUUUCAUUUACUUGUUUUAGCUCUAAUUUACAAAAUGACCCAUACAGACCGAAUUGUUUUAUUAAUUGACAUGGAUUGUUUCUUCUGCCAAGUUGAAGAAAAAUUGAAUCCCGACUUGAAAGGGAAACCUUUGGCUGUUGUGCAAUAUAAUCAAUGGAGAGGAGGAGGAAUAAUUGCUGUAAACUACCCAGCAAGAGAAAAAGGCGUUACCAGGCACAUGAGAGGAGAUGAUGCCAAAGAGAAAUGCCCCGAAAUUGUUCUAGUCAAAGUUCCAGAUGUACGCGGAAAAGCAAAUUUAUCAAAAUACCGUGAUGCCGGCAAAAGUGUCGCUGAAGUCCUAAAAACAUUCACGCCUCUCUUAGAAAGAGCUUCUGUAGACGAAGCCUAUUUGGACAUAACUAGUGCAGUAGAAAAACGAAUUGAACUCAAAGAAGAUGUUACAACCGAAAAGUUACUCAAUACCUUCGUAGUCGGCAAUGCUACUGGUGAUUUUGUGGAAAAUGUUACCAGGCAUCGAGCUUUUGAUGAAGCCAACUAUAGACUCGCCGUAGGUGGAAUAAUUGCAGAAGAAAUACGAGCUGAAGUGUUUAAAGUAACUGGCUAUAGAUGCUCAGCUGGAAUAGCUCAUAAUAAACUGCUGGCAAAGUUGGUGUGUGGCUUGCAUAAACCGAACAAACAGACCAUUUUGCCCCAUGAAUCUGUGCCGCAUUUAUACGAGAAAACUCCCGUAAGAAAAUUAACUAGUUUAGGAGGAAAGUUCGGCAAUAGCAUUAUGGAGAAACUCAACAUUGAAUAUUUAGGCGAGCUAUCCAAGUUCACCCAAAGAGAACUAGCCAAGAAAUUCGAUGAAAAAUCAGCGGCCUGGUUGUUUAAUAUUGCCAAAGGAAUCGACACCGAACCAGUCAACACUAGAUUGGUUGCAAAGUCGAUUGGUUGCUGCAAAAAGUUUCCCGGCAAAUCCGCGCUUUGCACAAAAGAAGAUGUGGAAUACUGGCUGAAUCAGUUUGCCGAUGAAAUGGCACAGAGACUGGAACAAGACUUGGAGGAAAACUGCCGUAGAGCCAAGCAAAUUGUGGUGAACUUCGGCCAAUCCAUUGGGGAUGAGGAGAUGAUCAAUUCGAAGUCUCAUCCACUGGGUUCGUAUGAGCAGAGGCGAAUUUUUGAAACAGCUCUUCAGAUUGUCCAGAAAAAUUGUCAAAGAGCGGAUGGGAGUUUUUGCAUUAUAUAUUUAGGGCUCAGCAUUGGACAUUUUCAGGAUGUAAAAAAGGUGAAAGAAAUCACCUCCUUUUUUAAAGCCGUGACGGAAAAAGCAUGUGAGUCCACAAGUAAAAGCGCUACUGAAUCCCAUAAUAACAACGAACAUUCCUGUUUGGAUGAGGAAAAAUGCGAAAAAUUAGCCGACUUUUCUAACACUUCCGACGACGCAGAUCAAUCGCACAAUGAUUCUUUAUACUCACAAAUGACCGAAGGAGAUGAUGUCGACUAUGGUUCUUUAGUAUUUUACGAGCAAGUCCAUCCAGAGUCAAUUGUGAAUCAACAAGUGGCUGGCUUUGAAAGCAUUGCAGCUGGGAAAGAUAGUGAUUCAUCCGGUGACUCCAUAAGCAACGAGAUUUCCUUCCAUAAAAUUGAAGACUCAAAUAAUGUCGAAGGCCGAAGUUCCUUCUUUAACAGGUACUUCAGCGGCAAGGGUGUUAGAAACUUUGACACAUCAAAAUCUCUGGAGGGACUGGAUGAUUCAGACGAAGUUUCCACAGAGCUCGAUAGCUGUUCUGCUGUUGUUAGUGGAGAAGAAAAAUCAGAUGCUGUCAGUUCUGCUUUAGUGACUGGCGAGAUGGCGGACGAAGCGGAUUUUACGCUUAAAACUUGUGCUGAUUGUGGCAAAACUGUUGAAAGCCAGGAUUAUCAGUCGCACUUGGAUUAUCACUUCGUUAUAAGUAUGGUGAAAAGUGAAGCUCACUUGUAUAAAAGCGAGCCUGUGAAGCAGCAACCAACAAAAAAGGCUAGCAAGAGAAAAUUGCGAGAAAAUCCUCAACAGCCUAUAGUGAAUUAUUUCAAAAACUUGAGCGCCCAAGAACCUGAAAACCCAACUGAUAAAAUUUGCCCUGAAUGUAAUAGGAAUAUUCCUGAAGCGAAUUGGGAGGUGCAUGCGGAUUUCCAUGCAGCCAAACGGCUGCAUUUAGAAAUCAAUUCAACCCACAGCAGAGCUAUGAAGGAGGACGCGGCAAAGCCCAAGAUCAAGGGUCAAAAAAAGUUAUUAGGAUUUUUAAAAUCUGUUUAAUUUUAAUUGAAAUUUUUUGUUAACCUUAUUAUGAUUUAAAUGCAGUUAAGUUUGAAAUAAAGCCCUGUUGUAUACGCAAUUAAAAACAUUAUUUACA
Messenger RNA from Dendroctonus ponderosae (mountain pine beetle), 2462 nucleotides. RefSeq names its product DNA polymerase eta (gene DNApol-eta). Gene Ontology annotation, biological process: error-prone translesion synthesis; response to radiation. Gene Ontology annotation, cellular component: replication fork; site of double-strand break; nucleus. The coding region runs from base 23 to 2365 and encodes 780 amino acids. The record is from RefSeq and is a predicted model, not a curated record. Lineage: Eukaryota; Metazoa; Arthropoda; Insecta; Coleoptera; Curculionidae. Gene Ontology annotation, molecular function: DNA-directed DNA polymerase activity; damaged DNA binding. The transcript has 6 exons.